Messenger RNA from Pelodiscus sinensis (Chinese soft-shelled turtle), 1512 nucleotides. The record is from RefSeq and is a predicted model, not a curated record. Lineage: Eukaryota; Metazoa; Chordata; Testudines; Trionychidae.
GCCGGGCAGGCGCACGUGAGCAGAGAGUUGCAACAGAGUAACAAUUAUGCUGGGGGGAAGUAGCCUCCUGCUCCCGGGGCUCUGGCUGCUGGGCAGCGUCGCUUGCCUGCGGGGGGCGGCUGGGGGCGAGGGAAGGAAGGUGACCCUGGAGUACAACCCCGGCAGGAACGGCUCCUCCCUCAGCCUCCUGCACGUGCGGGCCGUGGGCCGGAACGACACCCUGCACUACGUGUGGAGCAGCAUUGGGGCGCCCACCGUGCUGCUGCUCUACACCCGGAGUGAGAGCAGCAUCCUGCACGUCAACUGGACCAAGCUCAACUCUACCUCCCCCGCUGGGGCCAUCUGGGUCGAGCCGUCUGGCAGCGUCGUCUACUCGACAGCUGUCGUCUUCACCAAGGUGUUCGAGUACAACGGGGCCAAUGCUUCAGCCCUGUCCACGGGGCAGGGUGAGACCUUCUAUCCCCCCUACGACCUGGCCGACUUCUCCUGGAAUGGCAGCCUGAACCAGACAGCCCUCACCGCCAAGUUCCAGGGGGUGAAGACCUCUGACCCUGGGGGUGCCUUCCGCAAUGGCACCAUCUCCUUCCAGGUGACUGCCUAUGAGCAGAGCAGCCGGGACAGCCCCCUCCCUCGCCUCCUGCACACCGCCAACAGCUCCAAGGUGGAGUUCAUCAUGGACAGGGUGGCCCCACGUGGCAACAGCUCUCGCUUCCUGCUGGAGGUGGUCACGGUGGAGGAGAGAGGACGGCGCAAGAGGCUGAAUUCAGUGCAGUCCAUCGAUGAUGAGUACACGCCCACCAUCUUUGAGAUGGCCCAGCUGGUGUCUGAGCCCCACAACGACAGCAUCGGCUCCAGCUUCUUCCAGAGCCCCAUCCACUGCCACUACCAGCCCCUGCAGACGGCCAACCGGACGCUGGCUGGGCCCAGCAUAGCACACGCCUACUUCGGGGAGGCGCUGGAGCACAGCCACAGCAUCGCCGCCAUCAAUAUUUCCUUCGGGGGUGAGGACGGGGAGGUCUACAUGGAGAAGGGCUACCUGAGUUGGUCUGCCUUGCUCGGCUUCGGCACGCCCCCGGAAGACACCUUCUCUCCCCUGGUGAUCGCCAUCAUGGCUGUGGCCCUGGGCACCCCUGUGGUGCUGCUGCUGGCUGGGGUCCUGGUGCUGCUUUUCACACGGAGGAAGCGUUAUUCCGAGUACGAGCCCAUCAACUGACCGACGUGGGCAGGACUCACAGGGGACGCCCUCGCAGUUCUCAUCCUGGACUCACCCGAGGCUCCUGGGAGCUUAUUUAUGAAGAGCUACAGUUACGUGUCCUCUCUUUCUCAGUGGCCCUGACCCUGCAUUGCCCCAGGCUCACAGGGGAAUCGUGCAAUGAUCUGCAAGGCUACCUCUGUACCCUUGAUCCUGGCCCUUAGGAACUUGGCCGGGUGGCAUGGAAAGAGACCUGUCCUGUGUUUGUAACAGUCCAGCCGUCUGAUGCCCUGUGGAUGGACUCUCCCACCCUCCCCCCC